Messenger RNA from Eimeria tenella, 498 nucleotides. RefSeq lists its product as uncharacterized. The record is from RefSeq and is a predicted model, not a curated record. Bases 1 to 498 code for a protein of 165 amino acids. The transcript has a single exon. Lineage: Eukaryota; Apicomplexa; Conoidasida; Eucoccidiorida; Eimeriidae.
AUGGAACUCAGCCUUUAUACUGCGGUGCAGCGCAGCAGCAGCAGCAGCAGCAGCGAAAACAGCAGCAGCAGGAGCGAAAGCAGCAGCAGUUGCAGCGAAGACAGCAGCAGCAGCAGCCAAAAUAGCAGCAGUAGCAACGAAAACAGCAGCAGUGGCAGCGGCAGCAGCGAAAACAGCAGCAUCAAAAGUAGCAGCAGGAGCAGGAGCAAAAGCAGCAAAAACAGCAGCAUCAGAAGUAGCAGCAGCAGGAGCAGCAAGAACAGCAGCAGUAGCAGCAGAAGCAGCGAAAACAGCACCAUCAGAAGUAGCAGCAGCAGCGGCAGCGAAAACAGCAGCAGCCGAAGCAGCAGCGGCAGCAACAGCAGCGAAUGCAACAGGAGCAGAAGCAGCAGCAGCGAAAACAGCAGCAGCAGCAGCAACUGCAGCACAGCCUCUUGGGAGCGUUUGCAAGGCGUGGGGUGUACGUACACCGCAAGAGUUCCCGUGAUAAAGAAUUAA